This is a messenger RNA of Pimephales promelas (fathead minnow), 4025 nucleotides long. RefSeq names its product protein inhibitor of activated STAT, 1b (gene pias1b). Gene Ontology annotation, cellular component: chromatin. Gene Ontology annotation, biological process: protein sumoylation; regulation of transcription by RNA polymerase II. Lineage: Eukaryota; Metazoa; Chordata; Actinopteri; Cypriniformes; Leuciscidae. Gene Ontology annotation, molecular function: zinc ion binding; transcription coregulator activity; SUMO ligase activity. The record is from RefSeq and is a predicted model, not a curated record.
ACAGAGGGAUUCCUCAGCAUUUGAACAAACACACGUUCUGGUCACGUGCCAAGGCUCAGAUCACGCUUGCGCCAGAGAAACAAGAUGGCGGAGAGUGCGGAAUUGAAGCAAAUGGUGAUGAGCCUCCGUGUCUCAGAGCUUCAGGUUCUUCUGGGAUAUGCAGGCCGCAACAAACAUGGAAGGAAGCACGAACUCUUGACCAAAGCAUUACAUUUGUUGAAAGCCGGCUGCAGCCCUGCCGUGCAGAUGAAGAUCAAGGAGCUCUACCGCCGCCGCUUCCCCACAAAGAUGGUGUCCCCGACAGACCUGUCUCUCCCUGGCAUACACUCCACAUCUGGAGGAGCUCACGCAGGCCUGCCCACCAGCCUAACACAGCUGGGAUUUGAUGGGCACGGUUCACCGUCUCUACUACCUGUCGCACUGCUUGGGCCAAAGCAUGAGCUGGGCCUGCCCCACCUGCCCUCCGCCCUUCACCCAGUCCAUCCAGACGUCAAGCUACAGAGGCUGCCCUUCUACGAUCUACUUGAUGAGCUUAUCAAACCCACCAGUUUAGCCUCAGACAGCAGUCAGAGGUUUCAGGAAACAUGUUUUGCGUUUGCACUAACGCCUCAGCAAGUUCAACAGAUCAGCAGCUCAAUGGACAUUUCUGGGACCAAAUGUGACUUCACCGUGCAAGUACAGCUAAGGUUUUGCUUAUCAGAGACAAGUUGUCCUCAGGAAGAUCAUUUCCCACCCAACCUUUGUGUAAAAGUGAAUGGAAAACCCUGUAACCUCCCUGGAUAUCUUCCUCCAACCAAAAAUGGAGUGGAGCCAAAGCGGCCGAGCAGACCCAUCAACAUUACCUCCCUGGUUAGGUUGUCCACAACAGUUCCCAACACCAUUGUUGUCUCCUGGACGUCAGAAAUAGGGAGGAGCUACUCCAUGGCAGUGUACUUGGUCCGACAGCAGUCCUCCUCAGUUUUGCUACAGAGACUACGAUCAAAAGGCAUUAGAAACCCAGACCACUCAAGAGCACUCAUCAAAGAAAAGCUUACCGCCGACCCUGACAGUGAGAUUGCCACCACCAGCCUGCGAGUCUCCUUACUUUGUCCGCUCGGAAAGAUGCGGUUGACGAUUCCCUGUCGAGCGCUCACCUGCUCGCAUCUACAGUGCUUUGAUGCUACGCUCUACAUCCAAAUGAAUGAGAAGAAACCCACCUGGGUGUGUCCGGUCUGCGACAAGAAAGCUCCAUACGAGCACCUUAUUAUUGACGGGUUGUUCAUGGAGAUUCUGAGCAGUUGUGUGGACUGUGAUGAGAUUCAGUUUAAAGAAGAUGGCAAUUGGGCUCCUAUGAGAUCCAAGAGAGUGGUACAGGAAGUGUCAGCAUCGUCAAACGGCAUUGAUGAUUCGUGUCGGUCGGUUGUAUCGGACCACAGAAACAGUUCGUCCCAUAGCAGUAAGAAAGUUGAGGUAAUUGACUUGACGCUGGACAGCUCCUCAGAUGAUGAUGAUGAUGAUAACGACGAGCCUCCACCUAAAAGACCCUGUCCAUCUCUAUCUCCCAUCUCCCCACCUGCCAACAAAGGAGUGUUAAAUCUACAUCAUCAGACGUCUCCUCUGGCACGGGCUCCCAGCAUGCCUGCAAUGGAGACAAACUACAUCCCUCCCCCUCCUCCUCUCAUCCAGGAUUAUCGUCACUAUUACCACACCGCCAAUGACCUGUCAGAUCUGAAUUUCUUCUCAUUUUUACAAGGGGACAAUCACCAGCAUUAUAACAUGGUCAUGGCCGCUGCAGCCGCCGCCUCAGCCUCUGCGUCAGCCUCAGAAGACCAUGAGCUGCUGCUGAACCGUUUCAUGCCCUAUGGUUCGUCACAGCUCUUCCUGGAGCAGUCGGGGACGUCGGCGAACAGCUCGCUAGUGCCUGCCAACGGCAGCGGGGGCAGCAGCAGUGGAAGCAGCAGCAGUCUGGUGUCCUCCAGCAGUCUGAGAGACAGCCACACACACACCGGCGCCUCCCGCUCGCGCUCAGACGCCGCCGCCUCCGUAAUAUACGGCUCCAUCCCCGAUGUCAUAUCACUGGACUGACCACACUGGGGCGCCCUGCAAACGAACAAGCUUUUAUCACAAACAGCUGGAGGGCGGAGAAGGAGCUUUGUGCACUCGUGAUAGGAUUUAGACAUGAUUGGGGGGGAAAAAAGAGAACAAAGACUUUUGUAAAGAGAAGAAUAAAAUUGCUGUGUACAGAGAAGAAAAAUCUAUUUUCAGUUUUACUUUUGUACAUAAACAAUAGGACGCUGCCUACCCAGUGAGUGACUUCAGUUGGUAUUUUCUCCAUGGAUACUGAAGAUUUUUCACUGCUCUGUGUGUUGUUCCUCGAUUAUCUUAUUCUGUACCUUUUAUACUUUUUUGCUAUUUUAUUUCACUUCAGAUAAUUAUUUUAGUCACAGUAAUAGAAUGGCAGUCAUCUUCAUCCUUUUUAUUUCGAAGACUCUUUCCCUCAGCCAUGGUUUGAUCAGUGAGGGAACAUCACAUUAUUUAAUGCCAUUAUCCUGUGCAGGUAAUUUAUUAUUGCUUUAAGUUAUGUAGGAUGUAUGCUGUACAGAAGCAUUCCCUUAUGCCAAUACAGGAUCUAGCCACGACAUGCUUGAACAGUCGACAGAGGUCACAUCUUAUUCCAGCUACACUUUCUCAUUCAACACCACGUUAAUUACGUAAGAAGCGGAGUUUAAAGGCAUCAGUACCCAGAUUCGCUAGUAAGUAGACUCUUGUACUUUUAUUCACGAUCGUAUAUCCUUUGAUGAUUUUUUUUCUGAACUAAACCUCAAGAGAUGAGGUGAAGUUUGCAAAAACAGCGCUGAGGGUAUCGGACACUUUAGUAUACCUCAUUUAGUGUGUUGCAAAGAUGACUGAAAAAUAACCAGAAGGAUGUUGCCGUAGCCGUAGUGCAGCAAACCUAUAUCAAAUGCCAUUUUAAAGGUCGAGAACACAACGUAUGAAAUGACAUUUUCUCGAGGUCUGUGUUGGCUUGGGCUACAAUUACAAUUGGAACCAACCGUUCCAACGCAACCGUUAUCUGGGUUUUGAAAGUGUGUUUGGAAGGUGACCGAAUUGCAACAUAAUCUGUGCUGUCUAUUUUCAUCUGUGUUAAACUGAAUUUAUUUAUUUUAUCUAUAUAUUAUAUUUUUACUAUUUGUUUGAUGAUCAUGCAUUUAUUUCGUAAUUAUUUCAAGAGCUCUUAACACUUGCUUUGCGUCGUACAAGUAGCUAAUUACGUGUCCUCGUCUCUUCUUCUCUCAUAUUUGUACUAUAUGAGACUUCUUCUGAGGCAUUAAUUCCACAAUCAUACUUGCUGUGUCAGAUUCAACUUUGGUUGAAGUGAAACUGUUUAAAGGACAAAAGCCAGCUGGCUUUGUUGUGAAGUGACAGCUGUAUUUGAUUUGUCAUUGAUUGUCCUGCAUUAAAAAAAAAAAAAAAAAAAGGUUGUGGAACCGCUAAUGUUGGACCUGGAACGUUAGAACGUACUUUUAAUCACUCGGUGACAGCCAGUGCACAGGUCGCUAACCUUUCUGAAUGAGUGAUUUUUGUAUUCAAAGUGUUGAAAAUUAACAAUUGGAUUGAUGAACCCAUGCUCGUUUAAUUUAUAUAUUUUUACAUUUGCACUGAGUUACGUAAUAGCACACAAAAUUGAGACGGCCAUCGUUCUACACGGAUCUCCCAUUUGACAUCGCACUGAAAUCAUACAUUUCACGUGCCCGCUGAACCGCUACGUCCUUGAAGUAAACCACUAGACAGUCAGUCUGUUAUAGCUGUACCAAUAACUGGCAAGUAUGAACUCUCUGCCUUAAGUUCUUCUCUUACUGUAUGGUACGCUAUGAGAGAAACCAUUAUGUACAGGAAACCAAUACCAGUUUGUACAAAAUAUUAUAUGAAUUAUUUAUUAUUUGAAUUGGGAUACGUUGUUUACUUAAUGAAUGUUACUUGUUUAUGUAGAGAGCGGUUUAGCUGUAAUAAAACAAAUACAUUAAAUCUUUUCUAUUUCUGUCUUA